Messenger RNA from Salvia miltiorrhiza (redroot sage), 1182 nucleotides. Its product is annotated as agamous-like MADS-box protein AGL12. NCBI's taxonomy places the organism in Eukaryota, Viridiplantae, Streptophyta, Magnoliopsida, Lamiales, Lamiaceae. The record is from RefSeq and is a predicted model, not a curated record. Bases 330 to 977 code for a protein of 215 amino acids. Gene Ontology annotation, cellular component: nucleus. The transcript is spliced from 7 exons. Gene Ontology annotation, molecular function: RNA polymerase II cis-regulatory region sequence-specific DNA binding; DNA-binding transcription factor activity, RNA polymerase II-specific; protein dimerization activity. Gene Ontology annotation, biological process: positive regulation of transcription by RNA polymerase II.
CCAACCAUGAAAAUGGUGGAGUUAAUUUUUAUUAUUCUUCUUUUUUUGGAAUAGAAUCAUGAGGGGUGUGUGUGUGUGCGCGUGUAUAUAAGGUUGUGUCAGUCGUGAGAGCAAGUGUGUGUGUGUUAUUUUUGUUCAAGCACUCGAGCGAGUUUUAGAGAGAGAAAGGCAACAGUCUCGAAGCUAGUUCAAACUAGUGGGAGCUGCUUGUCUCUGCAAGCUUACAGCACUCAUCAAAACAAUUCAUAACUUGAAAUUUUCUCCUUUGUUGAUUUGAUCAUAUAUUAUUAUUUUUUUGGUGAUUGAUUGGGGGAGGAAUCGUGUGAUAUAUGGCUCGAGGAAAGACUCAGAUGAAGAGGAUCGAGAAUCCGGUGCAUCGGCAGGUCACCUUCUGCAAGAGGCGCGCGGGGCUUCUGAAGAAGGCUAAGGAGCUGUCUGUGCUGUGUGAUGCUGAGAUUGGGCUCUUCAUUUUCUCUGCCCAUGGCAAGCUCUAUGAACUUGCCACCAAAGGAAGCAUGAAAGGUUUGAUUGACAAAUACACGAAGUAUAGCAAGGAAAUCCCAGCUGAUGAAGAGCCUAAAGAGAAGCAAGCUAACGAAUAUAUGGAACUGAAAGAAGAGAUUAACCUGCUGAAGAAUGAGAUAGAGAUUCUCCAGAAAGGAAUAAGGUAUAUUUCUGGAGGGGGAGCUCCUGGUGCAAUGACUUUGAAUGAGCUGAAUGUUCUUGAGAAACAUCUUGAGACAUGGAUUUAUCAGGUUCGUUCUGCCAAGAUGGAUAUCAUGGCUCAAGAAAUCCUGCUGCUAAAGAAUAAGGAAGGAAUUCUUCAAGCAGCAAACAAGCAUCUGCAGGAGAAGAUAGAUGAGCAAUAUGGGAUGAUUGAACUGUCACCAAUGCUGACUAACUUUCAAUACCCACUAACCACUAACAUUAAUCAGUGCCCACUAACUAUACCAAAUCAAGAGAUAUACCAGUUUUAAUUUAGCAUAUGCCCAUAAAUUUAUUACUACCUGGGCAUUAUUGUAAGGUUUGAUGUAAGAAAAUAAAAAUGGUAUUUCUAGUCACGUUAUCGUAGUUUGCGAGUGCUGGAGGUGUAGACCUAAUGAACCAGGCAUAAUUAUGUAAAAGUUGUACUUGUGGUAUUAUGUAAGUGUUUGUUUCUAUUUUAUUUUUCCAUUAUGUGUC